Porites lobata is the source of this 690-nucleotide messenger RNA. The record is from the annotation of a GenBank genome assembly. NCBI's taxonomy places the organism in Eukaryota, Metazoa, Cnidaria, Anthozoa, Scleractinia, Poritidae.
AUGGAACAAUCAGCAGUGAGCGUUAUGGCCUUGUUGAUGGCGACGUUAGUACCUCCCCCUGCACGUGGUGUGAUGACAUUUGACACAGGCGCCGGUAAAGAGUACAAGCUCAGGGUGACUCAGGAUGUCACGUUAGAGAGGGGAAGUGUAAACUUUAACAGUUUGGAAUAUCUUAUAGUAUCCAAACACCCAGGAUAUCCCAACAAGCGCUCAUUGGUCCAGUUUGAAGAUCUUCCUCGCUCGUGUCCAUCAUCAAAUAUACUUUCAGCUAAAAUGCACCUGUACUAUGAAUAUUCCCACAAAGCAAGUGGUAGUUCUUUCAAAACUGUUCCUUUUAUUCCACGCCAUCUGCGAGUGUACCUGGUUAAAAAACCAUGGGACGAAUCUCAAACGACCAGUACAAUGCGCCUCCGUGGCAUCCCUUGGUCUUCUCCGUGGCUAGCGCUGGAUGGCACCGACGCUGAGGCAACUCCCCAGCAAGGAACUGUCACUAUAUUUCCGCACCAACCCAAAGGUUUUGUGGAGUUUGACGUCACGAAUGCAGUGAAGGACUGGAGUAGUGGAGUACCUAAUAACGGCUUGGUGAUACGCGCAACAAACGAGCUUGAUCCUGGCAGGGAUACACGUUUUGCCAGCAACGCCAACAUGGAUAGUUCGACGCAUGCGUUUGUUUUGGUGCGCUGCAGCGAU